Messenger RNA from Polyodon spathula (Mississippi paddlefish), 2673 nucleotides. Its product is annotated as DNA mismatch repair protein Msh3-like. The transcript is spliced from 23 exons. Lineage: Eukaryota; Metazoa; Chordata; Actinopteri; Acipenseriformes; Polyodontidae. The coding region runs from base 1 to 2673 and encodes 890 amino acids. Gene Ontology annotation, biological process: somatic recombination of immunoglobulin gene segments; mitotic recombination; mismatch repair. Gene Ontology annotation, cellular component: nucleus. Gene Ontology annotation, molecular function: ATP-dependent DNA damage sensor activity; mismatched DNA binding; ATP binding. The record is from RefSeq and is a predicted model, not a curated record.
AUGGCGGAGGGCUCCUUUGAAGAAAUGGGAACGGAGUCCAAAACUAAAAAGCAGCACGGGCCGAGCUUCCAUCUGAGCGAGUUUGCUUCUGGAAAGGGCAGGAUGUCCAGGGAGAGCGAUGCGGACAGCAGCACACCCAACCGAAGAACCAAGAGCACCUACAUCCCACUGGAGCUGCAGGUCCUGGAGAUCAAGGAGAAGCACAAGGACGUCCUGCUGUGUGUCGAGUGCGGCUACAAGUACAGGUUCUUUGGGGAAGAUGCUGAGAUUGCAUCCCGAGAACUGAACAUUUACUGCCACCUCGACCACAGCUUCAUGACGGCGAGCAUCCCCACUCACAAGCUGUCUGUGCACGUCCGCCACUUGGUUUCCAAGGGACACAAGGUAGGAGUGGUCAAGCAGACUGAGACGACAGCACUGAAAGCUAUAGGAGGAAACAAGAGCUCCCUCUUCACAAGGGAACUGAUUGCCCUCUACACCAAGUCCACUCUGGUGGGGGAAGAUGUGAACCCGCUGCUGAAGCUGGGUGAUUUGGAGGAAGCCGAGGAUGUGGUUGUGGAAGACGUCCCCAAUAACUACCUGCUGUGCAUCUACGAGACCUGGGGGAGCAGCAAGGACAGGAAGAGACAGGAGCUCACCAUCGGCAUUGUGGCGGUGCAGCCCAGCACUGGGGACGUGGUGUUCGACUGCUUCCAGGACUCGAGUUCACACUCGGAGCUGGAGGGCCGUGUCCUACGAGUGCAGCCUACCGAGAGGCUGCUCCCCUCGGAGCUCUCUGAAGAGACUGAGAGGCUGCUCCGCAGCAUCGUCUCCACGAGCAUGCAUGAUGAUGAGCGGAUCCGUAUCGAGAGGAUGGAGACCUCACACUUUGGGUACAGCAAUGCGUUGAAUAUCGUCUCUGACUUCUACACCUUCACCGCCCCCAGUGACGCAGGCUCUCAGAAGCUCUCCAGUAUAGUAGGUCUUGAGAGGCCGGUCGUGUGCUCCCUGGUGGGGGUUAUUACGUAUCUGACCGGCUUCAAUCUGGAGAAGGUUCUCCUCAGUACCGGCUCAUUCAGACAGCUCUCUAAUGAAGCUGAGUGUAUGGUGCUCAGUGCUACGACCAUGAAGAACCUGGAGAUCUUGCAGAAUCAGACAAACUGUAGGGAAAAGGGCAGCUUGCUUUGGAUCCUCGACCAUACCCAGACCCCCUUUGGCCGGAGAUUGAUGAGGAAGUGGGUAACCCAGCCUCUGAUAUUGGCAAGGGAAAUCCAAACUCGUCAGGACGCAAUGGCUGAAAUCCUCUCCUCGGAGUCCAGCGUCCUGGCACCCACGUGGAGCCUGCCCAGCAAGCUGCCUGAUUUGGAGAGAGGCAUCUGUAGCAUUUAUCAUAAAAAGUGCUCCACACAGGAGUUCUUCUUGAUUGCCAGUGUUCUGUCCCAUCUGGAGGUGGAGCUGUGCUCUCUGCUCCCCGCCGCUCAGUCCCAGGUGCAGUCGGUCCUGCUGAGAAAUCUCCUGCUGGAGACACCACAGCUGCUGGCCCCAGUGCAUCACUACAUCAAAGUGCUCAAUGAAAAGGCAGCCAAGACUGGAGAUAAAACCGAGCUGUUUGCGGACCUGACAGAGUUCCCUGUAAUCCGAGAGCGGAAGGGGGAGAUCCAGGAUGUUCUGUCCCAGAUCCAGGAACACCGGCAAGAGAUCCGGCUCAUUCUGAAAAACCCCUCCCUGGAUUACGUAACUGUGUCAGGCCAGCAGUUUCUGAUCGAGAUCAAGAACAACAUGAUGUCAAAAGUGCCAGCUGACUGGGUCAAAAUUAGCAGCACAAAGGCAGUGGGCCGUUUCCACACGCCUUUUAUAGUGGAGAAGAGCCGGCGCCUCGGCCAAUUGUGUGAACAGCUCGCCCUCGACUGCUGCAAUGAAUGGAUCCGCUUCCUCCGCGAGUUUGGUGAGCACUACCAUCCAAUCAGGAAAGCAGUUUGUCACCUAGCAACAGUUGACUGCAUCUUCUCAUUGGCGGAAGUUGCUAAGCAAAGCAGUUAUUGCAGACCGGUGGUGCUUGAAGAUGAGAGGCAGAUUAUAAUAAAGAACGGCCGGCACCCUGCUACUGAUGUACUGAUGGGAGAACAGGACCAGUAUGUACCCAACAGCACUGAACUCCUCGGGGAUGGUAAGCGGGUGAUGAUCAUUACUGGACCCAACAUGUCUUAUAUAAGAGCUCUCAUCACCAUGAUGGCUCAGAUAGGCUCCUUUGUGCCGGCUGACGAGGGUGUCAUUGGGAUUGUGGAUGGCAUCUUCACCAGAAUGGGAGCCUCUGACAAUAUUUACAAGGGCAGGAGCACAUUCAUGGAGGAGCUGACAGAGGCGUCGGAGAUCAUUGAGAAAGCUACAUCUCGGUCGCUCGUCAUUCUAGACGAGCUGGGCCGCGGGACGAGCACUCACGACGGCAUUGCCAUAGCCUACGCCACGCUGGAGUAUUUCAUCAGAGACGUGAAAUCCUUGACCCUGUUUGUGACCCACUACCCUCUGCUGUGUGAGCUGGAGAGACAGUGUCCAGAGCAUGUGGGGAACUACCACAUGGCCUUCCUGCUGAACCAACAUGAGAGUGACCACAACAAAGCUCGCUGGGCGCCUGGCCAGCAGGGUUUGCUGUGGCACGACAAGGACAAGCAGGCCCUGGCCGUGUUGCCUCCCUAA